AACAAAAUGAAAACCGUAAUUGUGUUCGCCGUUGUUGUCGCUCUGGCCCUGGCUGCUCCCCUGGAUGACUCCAAAACCGCCCAGAUCCUGAAGUACGAAAACGAUAACAUUGGAGUCGAUGGAUACAAAUACGCUUUCGAAACCAGCGAUGGCCAGUCCCGCCAGGAGCAGGCUGAACUGAAGAAACUGGGAGAUGACGUCGAAGCUCUGGUCGUUCGUGGAACAUUCUCGUUCACCGCUGCUGACGGACAGGUUUACACCGUAAACUAUGUUGCCGACGAAAACGGAUUCCAACCGGAAGGCGCUCAUCUGCCCAAGGCAUAA
This is a messenger RNA of Sabethes cyaneus, 324 nucleotides long. RefSeq names its product flexible cuticle protein 12-like. The transcript has 2 exons. NCBI's taxonomy places the organism in Eukaryota, Metazoa, Arthropoda, Insecta, Diptera, Culicidae. Gene Ontology annotation, molecular function: structural constituent of chitin-based larval cuticle. The coding region runs from base 7 to 324 and encodes 105 amino acids. The record is from RefSeq and is a predicted model, not a curated record. Gene Ontology annotation, cellular component: chitin-based extracellular matrix.